AUGAACGACUCAGCUGUGGCUUGUAGGAGCCUUGUAUUCUACAAAGCAUUUCUCUUGCUCAGCUUCAUAUCCCAAAACCCUGUUACACUCUCUGGCCUUCAAACUAUUGCUAAUGGAGAAAAGCCUGAUCCAUUUAUUCUCAGAGGCAAUUUCGACCAUUUAAAACGUAACUUGAACUAUUUCCAGACGCCAGAGAUGCUGAGCAUAGUAAAGAGCUGUGCUGGCAGAGUUCCAUGCAAGAGAUGUGCAGGAAAAAAAGUCAAGUGUGUGCCUGUGAAUAAUCUGGAGGGUAUAUUCCUUUAUAGUACAAGACAAAAUGUACUUAAUGAAAAUGCGAGGAAUGCUGGCCUAUAUUCCUUCAAUAAUGGACAUCUGCUACAUAACAUAAAUCAAAAUCACGACUUCCCUGCUUUCCAGAACACUCCUAGAUUGAAUAACUUGAACCAGGAAUUGGAGUCAAAAGAGCAUCCUAGUCUGGGUGGAUUGAUGCAUCAGUGCUACCCAAUGUCACUGAAACGUCAUCUGGACCAUCUUCUGAAAGCAACUAUCCCUGCCAUUCUGGAUAUUGAGCAGAAAGAGAAGAGAAGGCUAGAGGAUACAUUUGGCUAG
Molecule: messenger RNA, 609 nt
Organism: Fomitiporia mediterranea MF3/22
Lineage: Eukaryota; Fungi; Basidiomycota; Agaricomycetes; Hymenochaetales; Hymenochaetaceae
Exons: 6
Coding region: 1-609 (202 amino acids)
Source: RefSeq, a predicted model, not a curated record